AUGGCACCACUCACCGAGUCAAUCAAGACACGAGCUCAACUGAAUGUGCUGAGCCACUUUUGGGCAGCUGCUGAGCGACGACGACGAGUGAUCUUGCGACUGCUCUUUGGUAGUGCUACCGGCGCAUUAGUGAUGGCAAUUGUCCACGUGACUUUUAAGGGAAUGUGCAGCUCUCCGUGGGAAGCCGUGCGCUUGGUAGCACGUUUAGCCACAGUCGUGAGCUCGACGACCUUUUGGUUCGUCGCACGCGGAUGCAAGCCACGCUACCAGAACUGGACUCUUGGCUUUGAAGUUUUGUGUGCCGUGAUCCGAGAAUGCACUCGAGGGCCCCGUGGGAAGCUCAUGGUGAUGAAUGCCAAGCACGCGUGUGCCCUCCGAUCACAGAGUGCUGCUUUCGGCACGCUCUUGGGCUGGUUUGCAUGUCGACAGCAUGGCCGGCGGCUCGAAGCUGUGCACAUUAAUAACCUGGAACAUAUUUGGCUGCGGUCUGCAGUUCCAUCGACACCACUCGCCAAGCGCUUCGUGGUGCUUUACAUUCACGGAGGUGGGUGUACACUCAUGAGUCCUCGGUUCUACAUCACGUUUGGAGCAACGUUAGCAAGUGCGAUUGAACACGAGCUCCGCCAUCAACUUGGCUCGAAAGAGUCGAUCCAGGUUGACGUCUUCCUUGGGAACUACCGCAAGGCACCUGAACACUGUUUCCCGACACCUCCGAAAGAUGUGGUUGCUGCUUACAAGUACCUGAUUGAGACGGAAGGGAUUGUCCCCAAGCAGACUAUUCUUGCAGGGGAUAGUGCCGGGGGUGGCUUAGUGAUGUCGACUAUACUACGAAUACGAGACGAGCGCAAGGAGCUCCUGCCUUUAGCUGCAACGUUGAUCUGCCCUGCGGUCGAUUUAUCGGAAGUUGAGGCCCGCGGGGAUCCCGAGGCCUCGUCGGCUCGCUGUCUUUUGUCUCCAGAAAUGAUUGCGGCUGGCCGACUGGGCUACCACACGACGGCUGCAGACCCAACCACUUGGCUCGAUGCUUCUUCUGUUCACUGUGAUCUACGGGGCCUUCCGCCUGUGUUUGUGCAGGCUGCUAGCUUUGACUAUAUCUACCAACAUGCAGUGCGACUGGCUCAAAAGGCCGAGUCGGACGGCGUGACCAACUGGGAGCUCGACGUGCACGAGCACUUGCCCCAUGUGUUUACGAUUUUCCCGUCUUUUGUGCUUCCUUAUGCUCAGGUUGGCGUGCAAAGGGUCGCAGCUUUUGCGGCAAAGCAGAUUGUGAAGGCCCUGGAGAGUCCGUCGAUUACUAUACAGAAGGCUUUGACGGCGGAGGGUGUGGGGGGUCAGGAUUUGUGCAGCGAAACAAAAUGUUGCAGCACCGAGUUAUGGUUUGGAAAAUACGCAACUUGGAAGGAGAUCACGACGUACGUGAGAACUUUACCCAACGUGCAAGUCAAAUGA
Peronospora matthiolae is the source of this 1449-nucleotide messenger RNA. NCBI's taxonomy places the organism in Eukaryota, Oomycota, Peronosporomycetes, Peronosporales, Peronosporaceae. The record is from the annotation of a GenBank genome assembly.